UAUUUUUCUUAUUUCCCAAGAAAGAAAAACUACUCUAUACUUCCUAACCCUCAGUUGUGUUUCUCUCGAUCUGCAUCUUCCUUCAUUCCCGAUCUCUUCGUAAUACAGGAGGAAACCCUUGCUGCUGCUGCUGAACUUUAAUCGCCAUGAAUAGGCUUGACACAUGCGCUCUUGAAUCAAACCUCUUUAGACCGGAGAUUGGUCUUCUCGAUGGCUUGUCAAGUGCUCCAGCUUUCGAUCUUCCUAAAACCGCUGAUUUUGAUAGCUUUCAGAAGAAAUCCGUUCAGAUGGUGAAGCCUGCAAAAGGUACAACAACUUUGGCUUUCAUUUUUAAGGAAGGUGUUAUGGUUGCUGCUGACUCUCGUGCUUCUAUGGGAGGAUAUAUAUCUUCACAAUCUGUGAAGAAAAUUAUUGAGAUCAAUCCUUAUAUGCUUGGGACAAUGGCUGGUGGAGCUGCCGAUUGCCAGUUCUGGCACAGAAAUUUGGGGAUUAAGUGCCGAUUGCAUGAGCUUGCCAAUAAGCGAAGAAUCUCAGUUACUGGUGCCUCAAAGUUACUUGCGAAUAUUCUGUAUAACUACCGUGGAAUGGGUUUGUCUGUUGGAACAAUGAUUGCUGGUUGGGAUGAGACGGGUCCUGGUCUAUAUUAUGUGGACAAUGAUGGUGGACGCAUGAAGGGAACAAGAUUCUCUGUAGGAUCUGGCUCACCGUAUGCUUAUGGUGUGCUGGAUGAUGGGUAUCGAUAUGACAUGUCAAUAGAGGAAGCUGCAGAAUUGGCUAGGCGCUCAAUUUAUCACGCAACUUUCCGUGAUGGAGCUAGUGGUGGUGUUGCUAGCGUUUAUUACGUGGGCCCGACCGGAUGGAAGAAGCUCUCUGGAGACGACGUGGCAGAACUCCACUACCACUAUAAUCCUGUAGAACCAGUGGUGGUUGAGCAAGAGAUGGCAGAAUCCACUCCAGUGGCUUAGAAACGGCGCGAAACUCUUCAGAGACAAAUCGGUUGCAUGUUUUUGUGACUGAUUGAAUUGCUAUUAUUAAAAUGUGACUUGGUUUAGAGUUUGACAAGUUUAUCUGAAAUUGUUCUGCUUGAUGUUUUAAUCAUAUGUAUGACUUUGUUCUUUCUCA
This is a messenger RNA of Impatiens glandulifera, 1122 nucleotides long. Its product is annotated as proteasome subunit beta type-5-B-like. Gene Ontology annotation, cellular component: proteasome core complex. The transcript has 8 exons. Bases 147 to 965 code for a protein of 272 amino acids. The record is from RefSeq and is a predicted model, not a curated record. Gene Ontology annotation, molecular function: threonine-type endopeptidase activity. NCBI's taxonomy places the organism in Eukaryota, Viridiplantae, Streptophyta, Magnoliopsida, Ericales, Balsaminaceae.